This is a messenger RNA of Porites evermanni, 1961 nucleotides long. The record is from the annotation of a GenBank genome assembly. Lineage: Eukaryota; Metazoa; Cnidaria; Anthozoa; Scleractinia; Poritidae.
GACAACAGUGACAACAGCGACAUCAGUGACAACGGUGGGAACAGUGACAACAGUAACAACAGUGACAAAAGAGACCACAAUGACAACAACGACAACAGCGACAACAGUGACAACAGCGACAACAGUGACAACAGUGAAAAGAGUGACAACAGCAAAAACACCGACAACAGCCACAACACCAACAACAACAACAACAACAGCGACAACACCGACAACAGCCACAACACCGACAACAACAACAACAGCGAAUACACCGACAACAGCAACAACAGCGUCAACACAGACAACAGCCACAACAGCGUCAACACAGACAAUAGCCACAACAGCGACAACACCGACAACAGUGACAACAGAGACAUCAGUGACAACGGUGGGAACAGUGACAACAGUAACAACAGUGACAAAAGAGACCACAAUGACAACAACGACAACAGUGACAACAGUGACAACAGCGACAUUAGUGGCAACAGUAAGAACAGCGACAACAGUGAGAAUAGCGACAACAGCGACAACAGUGACAACAAUAACAACAGCGACAACACGGACAACAUCGAGAACAGCGACAACAGUCGCAACAGCAACAACAGCGACAACACCGAGAACAGCGACAACAGUAAAAAGAGCUACAACAGCGAAAACAGUGACAACAGCGAUAACAGCGACAACAGUAACAACAGUGACAACAACGACAACAUCGACAAAAGUGACAACAGCAACAACAGUGACAAGAGUGACAACUUUGACAACAGUGACAAAAGUAACAACAGUGACAACAACGACAACAUCGACAACAGUGACAACAGCAACAACAGUGACAACAGCCACAACAGCGACAACAGUGACAACAGCAACAACAGUGACAACAGUGACAACUUUGACAACAGUGACAAAAGUAACAACAGUAACAAAAGCGACAACACCGACAACAGUGAAAACAGCGACAACAGUGACAACAGUGAUAACAGCCACAACAGCGACAACAGUGACAACAGCGACAACACUGACAACAGUGACAACAGUGAUAACGUCAAAAACACCAACAACAGCAACAAUAGUGACAACAAAGACAACCCCACAACACCCACAACAGUGACAACAGUGAGAACAGCGAAAACAGUGACAACAGCGACAACAGGGAAAACAGUGACAACAGUAACAACAGUGACAACAAUAAGAACAGUGACAACAGCGACAACAGUGAUAACAGUGACAACAAUGACAACAGCAACAACAGUGACAACAAUAACAACAGCCACAACACGGACAACAUCGAGACCAGCAACAACAGGCGCAAAAGCGACAAAACUGACAAAAGCGACAACAGCGACAACAGUAAAAAGAGCGACAACAGUGAAAACAGCGACAACAGUGACAACAGCGACAACAGUAACAACAGCGUCAACACAGACAACAACGACAACAGCCACAACAGCGACAACACCGACAACAGUGACAACAGCGACAACAGCACCAAAACCGGCAACAUUGACAACAGUGACAACAGCGACAUCAGUGACAACGGUGGGAACAGUGACAACAGUAACAACAGUGACAAAAGAGACCACAAUGACAACAACGACAACAGCGACAUUAGUGACAACAGUAAGAACAGCGACAACAGUGACAACAGUGAGAACAGUGAGAAUAGCGACAACAGCGACAACAAUAACAACAGCGACAACACGGACAACAUUGAGAACAGCGACAACAGUCGCAACAGCAACAACAGCGACAACAGCGAAAACAGCGACAUCAGUGACAACAGCGAUAACAGCGACAACAGUAACAACAGUGACAACAACGACAACAUCGACAAAAGUGACAACAGCAACAACAGUGACAACAGUGACAACUUUGACAACAGUGACAAAAGUAACAACAGUGACAACAACAACAACAUCGACAACAGUGACAACAGCAACAACAGCCACAACAGCGACAACAGUGACAACAGCAACAAC